Molecule: messenger RNA, 2337 nt
Organism: Ectocarpus sp. CCAP 1310/34
Lineage: Eukaryota; Phaeophyceae; Ectocarpales; Ectocarpaceae
Source: the annotation of a GenBank genome assembly
AUGGACGGUGUGAUGCAGGACGACGACCUGUGGCGGCGCGCCUUCUCGGCGAACGCAGGCCUGUUUGUCGACGAGCAGGCCGACUUCGGCCCGCUGCUGACCGGGGGAGAUGACCCGGCGGCCGUGACGGCAGCGGCAGGCGUGGCCGACCCCGUGGUGGGUAUGCCGUCGCCCUCGCCCGCUCCGGCAUCCAGUAAUAUGGCCUCCAUCGCGCCGAUGCCCUUUGUUGCGGCGGCGGCGACGCCGGCCCGUCAGGAACAACAGCACCAACCUCAUGUGCGGGUUCAAAUCGCGUGUCGGCCGUCGACGUUGGUGGCAACGCCGCCGCCGCACGCUCCACCCGCGUCCGAGGAACCGCCCUCGGCGACAGCACGCCCUGCCCCGCCGCCGUCGCAACGGCAGCAGCGAAGAAUUGGGCCCGCUCCGGAGUCGGCUCGUAGCAGAGUGAACAUGCCGGCGGCGCUGAGCAGCAAUGCGGCGGAAUCAACAGCCGCUGCCCUUGAACAGCAGGUCGCCGCCGAGGGACCUCCCGCGGAGAAGCAGCAGGCGAGCUUUUGUUUAUCUUUGAGGGGUCGUUGCCCUGCGGUCCGCAGCAGCGGCAGCACCAGCGCAAUUGCCCCCCAAAGGUGUCUGUGUGGUGCGCUCCUCCGCCAACUGGACGAGGGCCACGCCCCCGCGGAUACAGCAGUCGUCACGAAAAUGGCCGACGACGCCAGUGAGGCUCACACCCAACCUGCGGCUUCUACUCCUGAACACGCCGAUGUCCCGAGCGGAGAAGGCCCUAUUUUCGCUGUCCGCAUCGGCUGCGCCCUCCAUGUCCUCCAUCUCGCCGUGAACGCCGGGAUGGAGUGCCGGUCCGACUCCUCUUGCAUUUCAUGGGAACGAUUUCAAAAUCUCGUCUUUGGCUGCAAGGGCGUCAAGUGGGGCUGCAAGUUUAUCAGACCCGCGGAAACGCGCUGGAUGGUGGUUUGGGACGCAGCAGCUUUGCUCGAGGAUCGCUGGGAUGAGGUUAGGUGGUUGCAUUUGGAGUGGGCGGCGGCGAAGCUUCUUGGCACACCCUUCAUGGAUUACUGGUUCAAGUCCCUCUGCAUGCUGGACGACCCUCUCAUUCGGGUGCAUGCAAAGUUUUGCGUUGCCCUGCGGAAAGUAGUGCUCAGCUGGGCGUACAACUGGAUUCGCGGGGAGGGAGGCUACCUGUUAGAGGGCAGGGGUGGCGUGGCGGAGCGUCUACCCGCAGGGAUGCGGUUGGCGGAUAUAGCCGACUUCUCCCUCCUGCUGGUGGAACGACUCGAGGAGCUGCGGAUGCACCCGAAAAAAUAUUUUCCGGACCUGCUCGCCUGGGCCGAGAAGACGCUCUCGGAGGAAGAGGUGUCUGCUAACGCCGCCCAAACCUUAUUGCUCUUCGACCCCGUCCCCUAUUGCCCUAUGCUUCAGCUCGCGCAUUUCAUGCGGAACUUCCAAAACGAGAAGAGCGGCUUAUUUCGGGAGAUGAUCGCGCGAUGGACGAAAUGGAUGGAUAUGCAUCAGCAUCUCCCGUACAGCAUGGCGAGGCUAGCUUGCAGUUCGUUCUUUGAGGGCAAGUGGGCGGGAUCGGAGAAGGCGAUUGAACACGCUGUUGGCCAGGAGUAUGCGCGGGCUUCUUUGCUGGCGCUUUGGCCUGAACUUAACGAGGGCGCGGAGUGGGUGGGGUGGGACGAGGAGCACGAAUAUCUCGAGAUUUUGAGGGAUGACCUCUCGGAGGCCGAGACAACGGAGGAGAAAGAUGAGUUGACGUUUGGCAUGUUUUCGAAGUUGAAUGCGAGUGCUGAGUUCAGGGGAGAAGUGGAGAGGUAUUCGCUGUCUGCACGAGAGAAGAAGGAAAUUGUAGUCGACGACGAUGCCGAAAGCCAGGCACCGAGGGUCUCUGGCUUUGAUAUGAUUUGGUCCUUCCCCCUCCUGUACGAAUGGGCGCGCCAUGCCAUUUUGUUUGCCCCGAUCCACCAACAACUCGUCAAGAGUGUUUGCUCAACGUACGACACGUGCACCCAGAAACAUGACUCUAGAGAGAUUGGUAUCGUCCGCCUUGGGCAGUUCCGCUCAAGCCAGUCUAGGAGAGUACAGCGAUUGCAUGCCACCAACAAAGAAAUUCGGGAGGCGGGAGACAAGGUAAUUGCUGUUGCGAGAGAGUUGAAAAAGAGUGCCGCCCAAGCAAUCCCAAAUGACUGGCAGCUCCGAAAACGGGUCCUUGACACGAAGCAGUUUUUGAGGGACCAGAGUGAGAAAUCAAAGCAUGGCAGCAACUGGGUUGUUAGGAGCGUGCUCAAGGAGGAGAUGUCGUCUGAAGAGUCUUAGUAUGAG